This is a messenger RNA of Pocillopora meandrina, 1298 nucleotides long. NCBI's taxonomy places the organism in Eukaryota, Metazoa, Cnidaria, Anthozoa, Scleractinia, Pocilloporidae. The record is from the annotation of a GenBank genome assembly.
AUGAAGAGGGAUGAUAGUAACAUUGAAGAUGUGUAUGAUGGUGCACUCUACCAAAGGGAGUUUAAGCCAGGUGGCUUCCUCUCAGAACCAAGGCUGUGCUCUAACGGCGCCCGGUCGCCUGAGGCGACUAACAUUUGGCCUCGGGCGACUGAAAAUAUUUUCUUGGUCGCCCGGCCGGGCGACUGGCUGGUGUUGGUUUCUUGAUUUACAGUCAAAGUCAGUGCUUUUCUAAAUAGUAUUAUAAUUUUUCCUUUAAAUUAGGAUGGCUCGUUAGUUAGUUUUUGAAAAGCAAUUGUUACUUCUGCUCUGACAGGCGUAAAGUACGGUCGACGAUUAAUAAAUCGCUAAAUGAACACGGGAGUCGUUCUUUUAAAAGAAAAUGUUCCAUCGGGCGCGCGUUGAUGUUCAAAGGUCGUUCCAAGUGAAUUCACAUGUAGCAUAAUCCUUGACUUUGAACUUGACUAGCUACACAGUUUUCGAUUUUAACGGCUUUUCCAAUAGCAUUAAAAUUUUUCCUUUAAAUUGGGAUGGCUCAUCAGCUAGUUUUUCAAAAGAAGUUGUUACUUCUGCUCUGAUAGGCGUAAAAGUACGGUCGGCGAUUAAUAAAUCGCUCUUAUAAACACGGAGUCGCUCUUCUAUGCUAAUUUAAUAUUUUAGCCGGCUUUUUACUGCCGUGUCUGCGAGGCAAAAACAUAACUUACGAUUGUUUUUCCAGUAAAACACGAUGUAUAAAAAAGAAAAGAUACGUUUUUUUUGUGAUUGUUUUAGAAACGGGUAUAAACUCUAUAAGUUCCGCAUUGUCCUUGCACUGCUUCUGUAAGUGUGACUUAAAUAAUUAUUUGACUAUAAGUGAUGAUAGGUUUUCAGGAGGUCAAAGGAUACGAUGUUUCAUGAACAUAAAAACAAUAAAUAAAUGCACAUAGUUCUAUUUAACUCGUUACGAAAACAGUUUGCUUAAUUUUUAAUAAUUAACUGACUGAUUUAUUAAUUUGGGCGACCAACUAGGAGGCCCGGGCACCUCAGCUAAAAUGUUUGGGAGCCCGAAGGGCUCACCGAAAUUUUGAUUUGGGCGACCAUCUUUUAGGCCUGGGCACCCAAGCUAAAACGCUUGGUAGCCCGAAGGGCUCCCUGAAAUUUUCCUUAGAGCACAGCCUUGAGAACCAUACAACAUCUCUGUUAAGCUUAACACUGACGGUGUGGCAAUAUUUCAUUCAUCGCAGUUUGGAGUUUGGCCACUGUUUCUUCUUGUCAAUGAACUCCCUCCAGCAAUGAGGCAAGUGAAACAAAAAUGGUCAUGU